GAAAGAGCGUGACUAGGUUGUCUCCUGAACCACAUAAACCCUCAGUAUUCCGCCUGUCUCGCAACAAGUACAGACAUUUGCGCUAUCGUCCUGUUCGUAUACGUCUCUGCUUUUCCGAGACAGUAUGGAUAAUAUCAUAUUUGAAGACCCUUCGAAACGCGUAUCACGCAAGAAUAAAGUUGGCUCUAACGUUGCUCUACCUGUCGCAAGAUGUGACAUGGCGAUCGAGCAAGCACCACAACCGAUCGAUCCUUAUUUCAGUCACGAUACCAAUUUUAAUGUAUAUAUCCAUGGCAAGGAGCCGGUAUCCUUGUUCGAUAUGUUCUCGUUAUCGGGCGACGAGGAAUUGGGAAACGAGGACCUGACAAACGAGUCACCACAAGCUUUAUCACAGGGGAACAUUAACGGCCAGCGGGAAUGGUCUGUAUCUGUAUCUCGCGAACCAGCUGAGGAAGUUAUUCCCAUCGACCCAGCAAUACUCGGAAAAGAAAGCGUGAGCGAGAAAAAUGCGGAUGAGAAUGUUGCGCUUGACUGCUCUGGCUCAUCGUAUCCUACGUCGCCGAAAUCACUAGCGCUACAUAGACAUGCUCAGAUUGUCGAGGAUUCCGCACCUGUUUCUGACGCAAACUCAGAUACACGGCGGUUACCAUCGAAAAGGCGACUGGCGAUGAAAUUAAUUGCGACACCCCCCGCAAACGAUGCAGAAUCCAGGAAGGGUAAAUCAUGGGAACCCGAUGAGAUCAAGCUUCUCGUGCAGUUGAAGGAAGCUGGCUCGCCGUGGUCUGUGAUAGCGAAGAGGUUCCAAGAACGUUUCCCGGGGAGGUCGAAAGGCAGUAUUCAGGUCUAUUGGAGCACGAAGUUGCAAUAUUUGCAUUGA
Messenger RNA from Talaromyces stipitatus ATCC 10500, 877 nucleotides. RefSeq lists its product as uncharacterized. The transcript has 3 exons. NCBI's taxonomy places the organism in Eukaryota, Fungi, Ascomycota, Eurotiomycetes, Eurotiales, Trichocomaceae. The record is from RefSeq and is a predicted model, not a curated record. The coding region runs from base 125 to 877 and encodes 250 amino acids.